AGGUAAUGUUCCAUGGAAAAACAGAACACGAUGGAAGAGGAUGUAGUAGAUAUCAUGGAUACGGAGGUACCAGAUAUUGUAGAAGAAAAUAUGGAAGAUGAUAGUGAAGAAAUGGAAAACAAUAAGGCACCUUUAGUAUGGACAAAGGAUAUACGACCACUCAAGGAAGAUGAAGUGCUUGAAGUGUCACCGGGGUGCUACGAUAUGUUGCAUACAAUUACAGUUGAUUGGCCAUGCCUUUCAUUUGACGUUUUUGCCGAUGAAUUGGGAGCUUGUAGAGUACAGUUCCCGCAUACCUGCUAUGUUAUAGCAGGAACACAACCUGAUGGAAACUCUAAGAAAGAAGCGGCAAUACACCUCAUGAAGUGGUCUAACCUAUCAAACAAUGAGGCCAUGGACUUGACGGACGAUGAAAGCGAUGAAGAGUCUGAAGCAGUACUCAAAUGCAGCAGCAUACGACACCCAGGAAUUGUAAAUCGCAUCAGAUGCUGCCCCCAGUCGAACAGGCUUGUUUGUACAAUGGCAGAUACUGGAAAAGUACAUAUAUGGGAUGUAGAUGACCAAAAAAGAAGGUUGGACGAUAAAGGAAACGAGAAUUAUAUGGAAAAGGGGAAACCCAUAUAUACCUGUAGUGCCCAUAAAACCGAGGGAUACGCCGUUGGAUGGAGCCAUGUUAACACCGGAGCCCUGGCUACAGGAGAUUGCAAUGGCGUUAUAGUACUCUGGAACCCAGUGGAAGCUAACUGGAAUAAUGUGGAAUAUUUUAAAGCAGCACAGUCAGUAGAAGAUAUCCAGUGGAGCCCAAAGGAUGAUCAUAUAUUUGCAUCUGCAUGCUGCGAUGGAUAUGUAAGAUUACACGAUACAAGGACACCAAAGAACCCAGUAGCAUCAAUUGUAGUAUGCGAUGGCGAAAUCAAAGAUGUAAACUCUAUAGCGUGGAACCAUAACCAGAAUAACCUGUUGGCCACAGGUGAUGAUACAGGGGCUGGAACUAUAUUCGAUCUAAGAUUCCCAGAAGAACAUGUAGCCAAACUGAUUUGGCAUAAAGAACCCAUCACGAGUAUCGCAUGGCAUCCAACCGAUCCAGCAGUGUGUAUCGCAAGCUCAAGAGAUGACUCAGUGUCCAUAUGGGACAUGUCAGUAGAAAGUGAAUCCGUAGACGAAUUACAGGAAUCAGAACAAAAAAUACCGCAACAACUCAUGUUCCUCCAUAUGGGUCAAACCGAAAUAACAGAAGUCAUGUUCCACAAACAAAUACCAGGAGUGGCAAUCACAACGUCAGUGGACGGGUUCAACAUAUUCAAGUGCAUAAACAUCGAUUAAUAAUCUUU
Molecule: messenger RNA, 1331 nt
Organism: Babesia bovis T2Bo
Lineage: Eukaryota; Apicomplexa; Aconoidasida; Piroplasmida; Babesiidae
Product: Histone-binding protein RBBP4 or subunit C of CAF1 complex family protein
Exons: 4
Coding region: 13-1323 (436 amino acids)
Molecular function (GO): protein binding
Source: RefSeq, a predicted model, not a curated record